CCUGACACAGGGACGCUCCACUUCUCUCCGGUGCAGCGCAGAUCAAUCUGCCGCGGAGAGAGAGACGAUGUCCCGUAAGUUUAUUCUAUAAUAGGCAUAUGCCUAAUUAUGUUUUAAGUCAACUUCAAAUGUAGGCUACUGAGAAGUCUAAAGACUACUUUCGUCUUCCUUAUUUCCCACAAACAAUCUGACAGAAAAGCGUAGCCUAUAGGCUACGUUGCGGAAACCUUUUUAUCUUGUUGAGUUGAACCUAAGAUGGAGCAGGAAAAGGGAAAGAUAUCUGUGUGGGUCUGCCGGGAGGAGAAGCUGGUCUCCAGGCUGACGAAACGAACCACCUGCGCCGACGUGGUCAAAGUCUUGCUGGAGGACCACAACCUGCAGCACGGAACCUCGGCGGCGAUGCUGUCCGGCUCUCCGCAGUCCUAUUGCAUGGUGGAGAAAUGGAGAGGCUUCGAGAGGAUUUUACCCAAUAAGACCAAAAUCCUCCGACUGUGGAGCGCCUGGGGGGAUGAGCAAGAAAAUAUCCGCUUCGUCCUGGUGAAGAAUGAGGCUUUGCUUCUCAACAACAGGCCCCGUAGGGCCGAGGCUCGGGUGGUCCAGAGCCGGGAGAGCGGCGGUCCGAGCGGGGUAAUGGGCACCGCCAGGACUUGCUUAACAGCAGCGGCCGCUGCCGCUAACAUGUCCCAGGAGAAACAGAGACGAAUAGUCAUGAAGGCUUUCAGGAAGUUGGAUAAGAUUAACAAAAAGAAAGGACAUGCUGUUUCUAAAGAUAAGGGCUCCGUGGAGAAGAUGGAGACGCUGGUUCACCUGGUGAUCUCCCAGGAUCACACAAUCCGCCAGCAGAUCCAGAGGAUCAAGGAGCUUGACCAGGAGAUCGAGCGGUACGAGGCCAAAGUGCACUUAGACCGCAUUAAGAGACACGGAGUGAACUAUGUGCAGGACAUAUACAUGGUGGGCUGCUCCUCGGAGGCUCCCGCUCCUUCGGACUUGCUCAAGGCGGAGCGACAGAACGCGUGGUGCACAGCGGAGGCGGUUGUCCAGUUCGAGGAGUACGCGCGCUGGUGUGAAGAGGUGGUGCGGCUGCAGGAGGAGCUGACGGUGCGCGAGGCGCUCGUGGAGAGCAUCACGGGGGAGAUCCAGGAGCAGCUCAACCUGCGGUGGAUCAAACGGUGGCGUGAGGAUAGAGUAGCGGAAGUGACGAAGGAUACAGACUGUGUCAUGGAGGAGAUGUGCCUGGCAUUGUCUGCCGCUCCACCUGAACAAGAUGUGGAAAGUUUGUCUGAGAACGAGUUUGCACUAGAUAAAGUUAGGAUCAAAACGCAGCUGAACACCAGUCUGUACAUUGGCCUGCGUCUGAAGACAGACCUAGACGCCAUCAGGGGAGACUUGGAUCUGAGUUGGGAGCUCUGGGAAACCAGGGAGAGUGAACUUUUGGACCUUCUGGCCAAAGUUGAGACCAUGGAGAUAGAGCAGGUAAACAACAAACUGAGUGACAAUGGUAAGACAGAGCUAGGAGCGGUGAGCGCUGAGGCUGAGCCUGUAUCAGCAGAAGAGAGCAGUAUCUGGGUGGAGCAGUCCAGAGGUCUGUCCAAGGUCUGCGAUACAAACGAUGAGGACUCGGACACAGGCCUGAGCUCCAUGCACAGUCAGGACUCUGACAACCCACCUGUGUGUAAAUCAUUAUUAUAGACUCACUUUGUUAGGAAGCUAUUGGACCUUUAUGCCAUUCAAUCCCAUAAACCUAGAGGCAGAGAAUAAGUGUUGGCAACAAUGUUCUGCUCUACCCAAAAUGCACCUACCGUAUUCUAUAGCAAUAAUUACUAUAUGUACCUUGUUGCACAAUAAGCUAGGAUGAAAACUGCAGACUUUGUGGAUUGGCUUAUGUUUUUUUGUCAACAUAGCUCCUUUGUGUCUAUUUCAUUGUUGUUUAAGUGGUUCUCAACAUCUUUGGCGUGGGACCCUUUAAAACAAGUUAAUGUCUGCACCUGAUCAAAAGUUACAAAUUUCUAUUCACUAUGAGCAUUUUAAGUAAGCAAAGCGUGAUGUGCUCUGAUUGUUUAAUAUAAUUAUUUAGACACUUGAAGAAAACAAAAAAAUAUUUUCCUCCUAGUUUUAAUAAAUUCACAAUUACUGAGAUUUAUACUUUGACCACGUAGGGGGAUCCCACUGGUUUAAAGCAGGUAAAAAUUCAAUUCAGUUUGGUACUCCCUGGUGAAACUGGAGGUUAUAGUGGGAUCAGAUCAGAGCCAAAUCAAAUGUUUCUUGGUACUUGUUUAAUAAGAAUAAUAAUUCAUUACAUUUAUAUAGCGCUUUAUCAGAGACACUCAAAGCGCUUCACGGUGGGGGGACUACUCUCUAACUCCACCAAUGUGUAGCAUCCACCUGGGUGGUGCAUGACAGCCUUAUGACGCCAGACGCUCACCACACAUCAGCUUGGUAGAAAGGGAUUUAAAGGGGUAAUCCAACAAUUAAAUUUAGUAUUUCACUUCCAUAAAUGUGAGGGAUUGUCGAGACAGAUUAAAAAAAUGGUUGAAAUUCAAGGAGCACAGACUUGUAAUUCAGGCUUUCUGUUAAAAAACUUAAUAUCUGAAGUCCUGAGGUGGAAAGUAACAAAAUACAUUUACUCACGUUACUGUAUUGAGUAGUUUCGUUGUGUAUUUUGUAUUUUUCAAGUUUGACUAACAAAAACCGAAAGAAAGGGGGAAAAAAAUCGCGUCCGUAAUAACUAUAGCAGCCAUCAUCAAAUAAAUUCUAGUAUUUAGCAUUUACAGCAGGUAACAUUACACAGGUAGAGCAAAAAAACACCCCCUGUAUUUGCAUCUCAAUUCACAUGCCAGUACUCUGCACAGCGAUGCCCGCGCUCCACACACACACACACACACACACACACAGCUGAGCCACGAUAUGUGAGCGUUAAAACACGUAGUAGCCUACCUGACUGGCAAAGAUACAAAGAAAUUUUCAAAGUUUUUUUACAAACAAGCUAAAACACAAGCUGUUGGUUUGAAGUCUAACUGAUUAUCUUAGUUUGCUGGGAAUCUUGAAAUUUGGACACAUUUUUAUAAACUUAACUGCUGGCUAAAAUAACCAUCCUCUCUGCUGGAGCUUUAAAUCUAUGGAUUUAUUAAAAGACCAAAAUGGAUGCAUUUGGCUACUAAAUAUGCACGUGAAUGACGCAAUGUUAUGUUUGCCUUCCUCAUUCUUGAUGAUGAUGCUGGUUGUAUUAUUUUGCAACAGCAUUGUU
Messenger RNA from Etheostoma spectabile (orangethroat darter), 3244 nucleotides. Its product is annotated as ras association domain-containing protein 10. The record is from RefSeq and is a predicted model, not a curated record. The coding region runs from base 256 to 1689 and encodes 477 amino acids. Gene Ontology annotation, biological process: signal transduction. The transcript has a single exon. NCBI's taxonomy places the organism in Eukaryota, Metazoa, Chordata, Actinopteri, Perciformes, Percidae.